AGCCGCGAGUACUUUCGUGAUACAAGAAAGAGGUCAGACACACACAGGUCGUCAACAUCACACAGACUCGUGCGGGUCGAGGAGGCACUGACAUCAAAACACGCGCGGUGUGGUGUGCGGCCGGCGCGCGCGAUUCCGCGAAUAAGAAAGGCGGAGAACAGCUUAGAGUCGCGGGUCCUCUUCACCUCACUGCAACGCCGGGUACAUGGACAGGUAUGGGUCAGAGAGACACCGGCGUCUCGAAGAGACCGCUCUCGGCGGCGGUUUUGGAGCGCCCAGACACUCGCGGCUCCGCUAGGCUUUGUGUGAGCGGCGAGCGACGGUCGCCCGCCCCGAACCUGCGCGUCGCCUGCGCCGAGGGCGACCACUGGUGAGGGGGUGUGUGGGCGGGCCAGCGGGCGGGCGGAUGGGCGGGCGGGCGGGGGGGAGGGAGGGAAGGGAGGGAGGGAGGGGCCAGGGAGGGGGCGGCGGGGGAGAGAGAAGGAGAGAAAGAGAAAGCGAGGGGGAGAACGAGAGCGUCCGGAUGCGGAGGACGGGGGGUCGGCGAUCGCGAUUCCGUCGAUCCGCCGCCGAAUAUGCUAGACACUCGGACGUGUGAGCAGCCACUCGGUAGGAGCCAGACGCGACGUGUGAGCAGAGCGGUGCAGUCGCGGUGGAAAUUUGGGAGCCGAGUGAGCGCCGAGGAGGGUGAGGCGAGCGCGGGUGGUAGGAUUACGUCCGAGUCUAUGCGCACACCGAAGUGCAAUGCGAGGCUGCAGUGGCGUGCGGCGUGUGUCAGAUGGCUCGGCCCGUCCUCCCUCGCCGGAGAGAGGGGGAGGAAGGGCGUGGUCAGAUGGCUCGGCGGGAUUUUGUCCGAGUGUCUGGCGUCUCACGUCUCUCGCGAGGAAGGCGCACCGAGGCGCGACCGAGACGAUCCGACCGAGACGAGACGAUCCGAUACGAGACGAUACGAGACGAGCGAU
Emiliania huxleyi CCMP1516 is the source of this 962-nucleotide messenger RNA. RefSeq lists its product as hypothetical. The transcript has a single exon. The coding region runs from base 216 to 374 and encodes 52 amino acids. Lineage: Eukaryota; Haptophyta; Isochrysidales; Noelaerhabdaceae. The record is from RefSeq and is a predicted model, not a curated record.